UUGAGCAGGACCGGAAGCGGGCGAGGGCCCUCCGGGGCGGCGGUGGCGGGCGGUUUGAAUCGGGAGCGGGGCCCGAGACCGUGGGGACUACGACAAAGCGGGCUGUCGGAGACGUGGCCUCAGCCCCCCGGAGCAGGGCAGCAAGUUCGCUGAUACAUGUUGGAGUAUUAAAGAAGGGGGAACAGAAUGAGCUGGGCUUUGGAAGAAUGGAAGGAAGGCCUCCCUACCAGAGCGCUACAGAAGAUUCAGGAGCUGGAGGGGCAGCUGGACAAACUCAAGAAAGAGAAGCAACAGAGGCAGUUUCAGCUUGAUACGCUGGAGGCUGCGCUGCAGAAGCAGAAGCAGAAGGUUGAAACAGAAAAAUCUGAGGGCACGAACCUAAAGAGGGAAAACCAAAGAUUGAUGGAAAUAUGUGAAAACUUAGAGAAAAGUAAGCAGAAGAUUUCUCAUGAACUUCAGGUCAAGGAGUCACAAGUGAAUUUCCAGGAGGGUCAGCUGAACUCAGGCAAAAAACAAAUAGAAAAAUUGGAGCAGGAACUUAAAAGGUGUAAAUUGGAGCUUGAAAGAAGCCAGCAAGCCGCGCAGUCUGCAGACGUCUCUCUGAAUUCGUAUAACACACCACAAAAAAUUUUUGCCACUCCGCUAACGCCAAGUCACUGUUACAGCGGUUCCAAAUAUGAAGACCUCAAAGAAAAAUACAAUAAAGAAGUUGAAGAACGGAAAAGAUUGGAGGCCGAAGUUAAAGCUUUGCAGGCUAAAAGAGCCAGUCAGGCGCCUCCCCAAACCACCAUGAAUCACCGGGACAUCGCCCGGCACCAGGCUUCCUCGUCUGUGUUCUCCUGGCAGCAGGACAGGACCCCGCAUCGGCUUUCAUCUCACUCUCAGAAAACUCCAAGCAGGAGGGGUUUCUCCACAGCUCACAUAUUUGGGGAAGAAGAGGCAACUCCGAGCAGAUCCAUUUUGCAGACGGGGAAAAGAAACCCUGAUAGCAGUUGCUGGGACCAUUCUGGCGGCUCCCCUCUUGUGGAGCAAUUGAAAGGCCACAAUCAAGAGCUACGGAGCAAGGUUAAUGAGCUGGAGCUACGUCUACAAGGGCAAGAGAAAGAAAUGCAAGGCCAAGCGCAUAGACUUCAAGAGCUGCAACUCCAGCUGGAGAAAACAAAAGUGGAAUUAAUUGAAAAAGACAAAGUUUUGAACAAAAAUAGGGAUGAACUCGUGAGAACAACUUCACAGUAUGACCAGGCAGCAACCAAGUGUUCUGCGCUGGAACAAAAGCUGAAGAAGUUGACGGAGGACCUGAGCUGCCAGCGGCAAAACGCGGAAAGUGCCCGGUGUUCCCUGGAGCAGAGGGUCAAGGAGAAAGAAAAGGAGCUUCAGGAGGAGCUCUCCCGGCAGCAGCGGGCCUUCCAGAUGCUGGAGCAGGAGAGCACGCAGACGAAAGCCAGGCUGACCCAGGAGCUGCAGCAGGCCAGAAAUGCGCUCUGCAGCUCGGAGGCCGAGCUGGACAGAGUCACAGCAGUAAAGCAACAGUUAGAAAAAAGUUUGGAAGAAUUUAAGCAAAAGUUCGGCAGAAUGGAACAGGCUUCCAAGGAGCAGCAGGCGGAGGAGGAGGCGCUGCGGAGGAGCAGCCAGGAAAUGAAGAAGGAAAAUGGCCUCCUUAGGAAUCAGUCUGAACAAAGGGCCAGAGAAGUCAGCUACCUGGAGGAGGAGCUCCGGAAGGUCCGAGCGUGUUUGAGUCAGAGCCAGAACUUCGCGGAAGAAAUGAGAGCUAAGAAUACCUCUCAGGAGACCAUGCUAAGAGAGCUUCAAGAAAAAAUAAAUCAGCAAGAAAACUCCUUGACUUUAGAGAAACUGAAGCUCACCUUGGCUGAUCUGGAAAAGCAGCGAGAUUGUUCCCAAGACCUUUUGAAGAAGAGGGAACAUCACAUCGAGCAGCUGAACGAGAAGUUAAGCAAGAUAGAGAAAGAGUCCAAAGCUUUACUGGGUGCCUUGGAGCUAACGAAGAAAGAAUACGAGGAACUGAGCGAGGAGAAGACUCAGUUUUCUCGUUGGAAAAGUGAACAUGAAAAGCUUGUGCAACAGAUGGAAUCAGAAAAGGAGAGCUUGCAGAGUAAAAUCAGUCACUUGGAAACAUGCCUCAAGACACAACAAAUGAAAAGCCAUGAGUAUAAUGAGAGAGUCAGGACGCUGGAGAUGGAAAGAGACAACCUCAGCGUAGAGAUGAGGGACCUGCGCAACACGGUCGACGGCAAGACACGGGAGGUGGAGACACAGAAGCAGGCCUACGGAGAGCUGCAGCAGAAAGCCGAGCUCUCAGAUCAGAAGCAUAAGAAGGAAAUAGAAAAUCUGAGCCUCAAGACUUCUCAACUUACUGGGCAAGUGGAAGACCUGGAACAGAAGCUUCAGUUGCUGUCUAGUGAACUAGUGGAAAAGGACCAGCAUUACCAAGACUUGCAGGCUGAAUAUGAGAGCGUCAGAGAUCUGCUUCAAUCCCGAGACUGUUCUCUACCACAGAAGGACCAUCAGAGCACUUGUCUGGCUUUUGAACAGCAGUCUGCGAUGAAUACUUCCUUUGUAAAUGCAAUGGGAGAAGAAGGACGCAAUUCUUCAGAGAGGAGCCAGUGUCUUUUAGAUGCAGACCAAAGUCCAAAAAGUUCAGCCGUCCUACAAAAUACAGUUGUUUCUCUCCAGUUUUCCUUAGAGUCACAAAAGCAGAUGAACUCCGAUCUGCAGAAGCAGUGUGAAGAGUUGGUGCACAUCAAAGGGGAAAUAGAAGAAAAUCUCAUUAAAGCAGAACAGAUGCAUGAAAGCUUUGUGGCCGAGACAAGUCAGCGCAUCUGCAAGCUACAGGAAGACACUUCGGUUCAUCAGAAUGUUGUUGCAGAAACUUUAGUUGCCCUUGAGCUCAAGGAAAAAGAGUUGGAACUUUGGAAGGCAAAAUUAGAAGCUGAGCAAGCAGAGAUUCAAGAAUUAAAAAAGAGCAGCCAGCUCCUAGAAGACGCUCUAAAGGAGCAGCAGCUUUUGUCUGAAACCCUGAGCUCGGAGAAGAGGGAGAUGAAUUCCAUCAUUUCUCUAAGUAAAAAAGAAAUUGAAGAGCUGGCCCGAGAGAACGGGACUCUCAAAGAGGUGAAUGAAAUCUUAAACCAAGAGAAAAUAAACUUGCUCCAGAAAAAUGAGGAAUUUUCAAACCGUAUAGAGGAACGAGAGCAAAGUAUUUCACAGCUAUCUGAUCAGUACAAGCAAGAAAGACUCGUUUGGCUACAGAGGUGUGAGGAGACCGGAAGUGCGUUUGAGGAUCUCAGCGAAAAAUACAAAGCAGCACAAGAAGAGAACUCGCGGUUAGAAUGCUUGCUAAAUGAAUGCACCGGUAUUGGUGAAAGUAGGAAAAAUGAAUUGGAGCAGCUAAAGGAAACGUUUGCAAAAGAGCAUCAAGAAUUCUUAACAAAAUUAGCUUUUGCUGAAGAACAAAACCAGAAGCUAAUACUAGAGUUUGGGGCAGCGCAGCAAGCUUUGAAGUCUGAGAUGAGGGACCUCCACACCAGUUCCAAGAGCGAGGCUGAUGCCUUAAAGCAAGAAAUCAUGACUUUAAAAGAAGAACAGAAUAAGAUGCAGAAGGAAGUUAACGACUUAUUGCAAGAGAACGAGCAACUGGUAAAGUUAACUAAGACUAGACAGGAGGGUCAGCAUCUCGAGCUGGAACCAGUGAGGGACUGUGUGAAAGAAAGAGAAGAUGAGAUCAGCACAUGCACUUUCCAGCUUCAGAUGGAUCUUGGAGCCGGAGACAUUGCCCCAAAUAAUUACAGUGCCCGGCUGGCCCAGUUAGAAGCUUUGAUAAGAAAUACAGAAUUAAAACUUCAGGAAAGUGAGAAGGAGAAAGAGCACCUGCAGCAGGAAUUGAGGACACUUAGAGGAGACUUAGGAGCUGGAAACGUGCAAGAGUGUUUGUCACAGGAAAUGAGGGACCUCACGGACCGUGAAGUGGAUGCGGAAGGAAAGUACAGCUCAGUGCUUCGUGAGCCAUCCCCAAGGCAGGCUGACAGUGCACCCUUGCAGUGUUCUCUCCAGGCAGCCUGGAGCAAGCUGGGCGAGCUGGAGAAGAUGUGUGAGAUGCUGCAGGUAGAAAAGCUGCAGCUGCUGUCGGAACUGAACAACUCAAGGUCAGAAUGCAUCACAGCAACCAGUAGAAUGGCAGAAGAGGUAGAGAAGCUAGUGAAUGAAAUGAAAAUAUUAAACGAUGAAAACAGCCUUCUCCGAGGUGAGUCUGUGGAAGAAAUGCCGGCCAGUGAAUUUGAUGGGCAACAAAACGAGCAGACGCCUGUGUCCUUGAACCCUUUGGAUGAUAGCAGUUCCUAUGAACAGUUGACCUUGUCAAGCAAAGAGGUUCAAACGCACUUUGCUGAACUGCAGGAGAAAUUCUCAUCUUUACAAAGUGAGCAUAAGAUUUUACACGAUCAACAUUGUCAGAUGAGCUCCAAGAUGUUGGAGCUGCAGUCCUACGUUGACACACUGAGGGCUGAAAAUUCAGCCUUGUCGAUGAAUCUGAGAAACCUGCACGGUGAUUUAGAGAAGGAGAUGAAGCCAGAGGGACCCGUUCUGUCCCUGUCCUUCUCCUGUGUGAGAAGCCCUGGUGUGACAAGUUUAGGAGAGACUUCUUUUUACCAAGAUGUUUUAGAACAGACUGGAGACACAUCUCUUUUGAAUAAUUUAGGGGAGAGUGUUUCAGCAAACGCCAGCCUGGAGCAGGAGGAGGCUCUGUCUGCAAAAGAAGGCCCAGCUACCCCAGAGAAGUGUGUUGAAGAGCUUGAGACCCUCUGCCAGGGGUACCUGCAGUCCCUCAAGAAUCUGGAAGAGAAAAUGGAAAGUCAAGCGAUGAUGAAAGACAAGGAAAUUCAAGAGCUGGAGCAGUUACUAAGUUCUGAGAGGACAGAGCUGGACUGCCUUAGGAAGCAGUACUUGUCCCAAAAUGAAGAGUGGCAGCGGAAGCUGACAAGCGUGACUCUGGAGAUGGAGUCCAAGCUGGCGGCAGAGAAGCAGCAGACGGAGCACCUGGCCCUCGAGCUGGAGGUGGCGAGGCUGCAGCUGCAAGGCCUGGAGCUGAGCUCUCGGUCUUUGCUUGGAGCCGACAUAGAAAAUGCUAUUCAGGAUCAAAAUGAUAGCUGCGACUUCAAAGAAUCAGAAGAAAAUACUUCAGAAAUUACAGCACAAACACCAGCGCAGGACAGUCACCAGAUCUGUGAAGAGGUUGUCCGGAGGGACCUCAGAGUAGAGAUGGAGGGAACCACUGACACCCCACUACAAGGAGCUGAGGAGACACCCUCAGAGACCAGUGAUGAGACGGCAGCAAGAGACGAAAGCCAGGGCCGUCCUGAACAGACUUCCGAUCUGUCAUCCUGUGGCCCUCACGCUUUAGCACCUAUGGAGUUCGUGGAGAAUCAGGUAUCCAUCCAGUGUCUCCAGCUGCAGGUCAGAGAGACAUCAGAUGAGAACCUGAGAUUACUUCACGCCAUAGAGGACCGGGACAGAAAAGUGGAAAGUUUGCUAAAUGAAAUAAAAGACUUAGAUUCAAAACUUGAUUUACAGGAACUACAGCUAAAGACCAAGAUCGAACUGUGCCUACAAUUGGAAAAAAUAGUCGAGGAACUCCAGAAAGAAAAACGUGACUUAAGUGAAAAAUUAGAAUCCUUCUCCUGUGCUAGCCAGGAAUUAUGCCCGAGAGUAAAAACUUGUCAAACCCUCAGUUCUAAUUUAGAAAUGGGCACUGAUGAGUCCUCACAGGAAGUUCCUGAAGAGAACGUUGCCAAGGUGGAUGACAGCUGGAAGGAGCGAUUUCUCCAGGUGGAAAAUGAGCUGAACAGGAUCAAGGCUGACAACGCCAGACUCGAACAUCGUGCCCUGACCGUGGAAGCCGACUUAGAGGUGGCUCACACCGAGAAGCUGUGCUUGGAAAAAGAUAAUGAAAAUAACCAGAAGGUUAUUGUCCGCCUUGAAGAAGAACUCUCAGUGGCCGCAAACGAGAGAAACCAGCUUCAUGAAGAAUUAGACACUGUGACAAAAGAAAACAAAACCCUGGCUCAGAUGUCUGAGGUGAUGAAGGAGAAAGUCCAGGUGCUGGAGGCUGAGGUUAGGGACAAAGCAGCUGUCCUUCAGACUCUUUCCUUGCAGGUGAGCGAGCUGUCAGAAGGCAAAGGUGCUUUGCAGGAGCAGCUGCAGAGGUUGGAAGGGGACCGCCAGGCACUGUCCUCCGCGGCGCAGGACCUGGAAAGCCAACUCAGACGCCUGGAGGAGGAGAAAGAGUCGCUGGGCAGGGAGUCUGAGAGGCUUCAGGCCAAGCUGAACGAGUGGGAACAGGAAAGGCUGGCUGAGUCCAGGGCCCUGGAGACGGCACGGAUGGAGAGGAAUGAGAUUGCGCAGCGACUCCGCUCCACCCAGGAGGAGGUCCACCAGCUGCGGAGGGGCAUGGAGACACUGCGCAUGCGCAUUGAGGCCGACGAGAAGAAGCAACUGGACGUCCUGGAGAAGCUGAGAGGAAGUCAGCGGGAGAGCGAUGCGCUCCGGGACAAGGUGGAGGGUCUCCAGCGGGAGCUGCAGAUGUCUGAGGAGAACCAAGAGCUGGUGAUCCUGGACGCUGAGAACGCCAAAGCCGAGGUGGAGACCCUAAGAGCGCAGGUGGAGGAGAUGGGUGAAAGCCUGAGGGGUUCCCAGGGGGACCUCGCCAGGCUGCAGUCAGAGAAGGGCGAGCUGACAAAGCAGCUGCAGGAGAAACAGGCUCAGGUGUCAGAAUCAGAGGUGCUGCUCUCUUCACUUCGCAGUCUGGUAGAAGAGAAGGAGCGAGCGAGAGUACAGAUGCAAGGAGACUCUCAAACCGCGGCGGCGAAGAUCCAGGCGCAACUGAGAGAGCUGGCAGAGGAGGCGGCAGCCUUGUGUGAUGACCAAGGGGCCCUGGAGGAGGCCGGGGAACAGAGCCUGGACGCCCCAGGCAAUGCAGUGCCUCGGCUGAGGGCCAGCAUCGGGAGGCUGCGAGCCCGCGUAGAAGCUGACCGCAAGACGCAGCUUCGUGUCCAGGAGCAACUGACGGAAAGCCAGUGUCAUGCGGCUGUGCUGAAAGGUAGAGCUGAGAGUCUUGAAAGGGAGCUGGAGCUGUUGGGGAGAAGCCAGGAGCAGGCCAAUCGAGAGGCGGAGAAUUCCAAAGCCCAGGUGGAGACCCUCAAAGAAGAGGUCCAGGAGCUAUCCCAAAACCUGAGAGGCUUGGAAGCCGCUCUUGUUAAUGCACAGUCAGAAAAAGCAAAUCUGACCAAAGGACUGCAAGCAGAGCAAGCGCGCGUGUCUGAAUUAGAAAUAUUAAACUCAUCGUUGGAAAACCUGUUGCAAGAAAAAGAGAACCAGAAAGUGCAGAUACAAGAGGAAUCUGAAAUUGCGGUGGAGACGCUUCAAGCGCAGCUAAAAUUGCUGAAUGAGAAGAUGGUAGCCUUGUGCGACGACCAGGAAGCCUGCAAGGCCAAGGAGCGGGGUCUGAGCAAUCAAGUGGAUUCUCUUGAACUGGAGAAGGCUCAGCUGCUCCAGGACCUCGAGGAAGCCAAACACAAUUAUGUCAUUUUGCAGUCUUCGGUGACUGGCCUCAUGCAGGAUGCGCAGGACGGCAAGCAGCAGCUGGAGAAGAAGGAGGAGGAACUCAUUCGGCUGAAAGGUCAAGUUCAAGACCAGGAGCAGCUCGCGGCUAAACUGUCCCAGGUGGAGGGAGAGCGGCAGCUCUUGCAGGAGCAGAAAGCGGAACUGGGGACGCUGGCAGUGGAGUUGGAGCAGAAGGUCCAAGAGCUGCAGUCCAAAAACCACGCCUUGCAGGAGACCUUCGAAGCCUUGCAGAACUCUUGCAAGGAGCUAGAGAAUGAGCUCACGCUGACAAAAAUGGAGAAAAUGUCCUUGGUUGAAAAAGUAAACACCAUGAUUGCGAAGGAGGCUGAGCUGCAGGGGGAAAUGCAAGACAUGGUACAGAAAACAACGGAGCUGAAAGAAGAACUGAGUGGAGAGAAAAACAGGCUCACUGAAGAGUUAAAUGUGCUGUUGGAAGAAGUAAAAAGCAGCAAAGCAGACCACCUGAAACAUGUAGAUCAGCUGAAGAAGGGCAACGAACGUGCUCAUGGGAAAAUAAAGUUGUUGCUCAAAUCCUGCAAACAGUUAGAGGAGGAGAAGAAAAUGCUGCAGAAUGAGCUGUCUCAACUCGAAGCGGCCCAGAAGCAACAAGCAGGUGCUGCUAUGGAUGCUAAUGUGGAUGAGCUAAUGACGGAGAUCAGAGAGCUGAAAGAAACACUUGAAGAAAAAGCCAAGGAGGCCGAUGAGUACCUGGAUAAGUACUGUUCGCUGCUGAUAAGCCAUGAAAAGUUAGAGAAAGCGAAGGAGAUGCUGGAAACACAGGUCGCUCGCCUGAGUUCGCAGCAACCUAAGCGUGGUCUGAGCGGGUCUCCGCACGGUGCCCUGCCAAGUUCAGGCACACCAGGGCCAUCUCCAGCCCCGUCGGUCAGCGAAAGGAAGUCGUCAUCUGGCCGAAGUAAGGCUUCGGGCAAGAGGCAGAGGUCCAGUGGGAUUUGUGGGAAUGGAGGAGGACUGACGCCUUCCACUCCCGAGACCUUUCCUAAAAAAAGUCGGAAAGUGGUCAGAAGUGGUGGCCUCCACCCUGCCGAGGAUGAAGAAGAGUUUGAGCCAGAAGGACUUCCUGAAAUUGUAAAGAAAGGGUUUGCUGACAUCCCGACCGGGAAGGCCAGCCCCUAUGUCCUGCGGAGGACCACCCUGGCCACCAGGACCAGCCCCCGCCUUGCUGCGCAGAAGUCAGCCCUGUCCCCCCAGAGUGUGGGCAAAGAAAAUCUUGCAGAGUCCCCUAAACCAGCAGCUGGUGGCAGCAGAUCACAAAAGGUCAAGGAUACACAACAGAACCCAGCGGGGUUUGCAGAGCCCACUGUGAAACCUGUCUCUGUCAGCCACCUUCCUGGAAGGAGCUCAGCGGACAGCCCCGGGGACGGCCCCAGAACCAGGGGCAGCCUGCUAGUCCCUAACCCCGAUGCCAGGCCUGAACCCAUAAACAGCGAGAACUGUCGGGUCCAGUGAAGAGACCCCUGCAUCAUCGGAACCCCUGGGACGGGGACAGGAUGAAUCUCCUCCAAGGACUUUUCUUCAUCAGAGAGUGCUGUAGCAUUCAGGGGCAAACACUCCCUGGGACCUCUGUAAACUUUCCCUUCCAUGGCCCACGUGUAAGGGACAAGUAUGGAAGCACUGAGGACGCAGUCCUGACAAUGGCCCGCUACUGUCAUGUAAAUAGUCCCGUGUAAAGCUUUCUGGUCACCCGUUACAAUUAAAUGGCAAGCACCAUGACAGCCUCUGUUUGUAUGUGGAUUUAGCACGUUUUAACCUUCCGCUUGGAAACUUCUAGGAAAUGGAAACUUCUGCUUUAUGAUCUUUCCUAUGUGUAGAAUUAGACAUGAAAUUUUUUUUGAUCAAAAAUUUCUUUGAGCAGAGUGAAAUGAAGGAAACUCAUGUUAUAUGUUUCUAAGGAAGACAUGUCCUUCUGGUGUGUUUCAUACAUCACUGUUUAUGUAACCUGUACAUAUGUGUGUGUAGGGGCGGGGGGAGUGUCUGUGUGUUUUCCAGUUAGAGGUGCAGCAGAUCAUGCUUGCUGUCAUUGGACUUUGUUCUUAAGACUGUUAUAGUUCUUUGGUGUGCAUUUUCAUAUCUGGUGAUGUAGUAUUAGAAUAGGACCUUUUUCUCCUAAUAAAAAUCACUUUUUUCUUUGUAAAAA
This is a messenger RNA of Chinchilla lanigera (long-tailed chinchilla), 9784 nucleotides long. RefSeq names its product centromere protein F, 350/400kDa (gene Cenpf). The record is from RefSeq and is a predicted model, not a curated record. The transcript has 18 exons. Bases 187 to 9096 code for a protein of 2969 amino acids. NCBI's taxonomy places the organism in Eukaryota, Metazoa, Chordata, Mammalia, Rodentia, Chinchillidae. Gene Ontology annotation, cellular component: spindle pole; chromosome, centromeric region; nucleus. Gene Ontology annotation, molecular function: microtubule binding; transcription factor binding; protein homodimerization activity. Gene Ontology annotation, biological process: metaphase chromosome alignment; mitotic cell cycle; regulation of G2/M transition of mitotic cell cycle.